This is a messenger RNA of Colletotrichum acutatum, 866 nucleotides long. RefSeq lists its product as uncharacterized. The transcript has 3 exons. Bases 153 to 746 code for a protein of 197 amino acids. The record is from RefSeq and is a predicted model, not a curated record. NCBI's taxonomy places the organism in Eukaryota, Fungi, Ascomycota, Sordariomycetes, Glomerellales, Glomerellaceae.
UCCCCCGCCAAGAUAAGGUUUAGCGCGCGCGGCGCUUGACUAGGACUUACACGCACAACGUUCGGAUACACCUGUCUGUCCGCCUGUUUGCAAGUCCAAGUUGGCACAGCUCAGACCACAAACCCCGUUCGGCGCGGAAGCUAAACGGGUCCAUGCCGCCCGGCACGGCCUCCCCGCCGACGCCGGUGCCCAGGGUCGCAUAUCGCCACUCGCCCAAGGGUGAGGAAAAAAAGGAAACGGCUGGAUUUGCUGAAAUAUCUGCCGCUUCCGUCGGCAUCCUGCCGUCAUUCCUAGCCCGCUCCAUUCCUCCUCUAGGCAGCUUGGCCGACACUACACAAGGGCCGAUGGUUUCUUUUGGGAUCCCGUUGAUAACUAGCGAAAUUGGAGGCAGAAUAUCCAACUACAACAGGCCGGCUAUAGCAUCGUCGAUUAUGCUGUCCACGAUCCACUCCGACACGAAACUAGCUCUCACACCUCGAAACAAUGAUUCAGGAUCCCGAGUCCGAAGUUGGCACAGCACCCUCGUCACAGACAGAAGCACGUUCCAAUUUUGCCCGGGUAAACCCAGUGAGUCGUGUGCCGGGACGAACCCCCUUCUUCACUGCGUCCGCCAAAUUGCUUGGGUCACCCACCACUUCAAGUCGAUACAGUGGAAGAAUGUCCCUAAGAUAGAACAUCCAAACUACCGCAACCCUGAGUAUCGCAAACCUUGCUCUGCCACACAGCUCUGCUUAUUCACGCUCUAAAUUCCGCUCUUUUCGCUUCCUUGCUUCCCUGCGCUCAUGGGCUUUGUUCCCAGCACCAGCCUAACUCCAUUCUUUGCGACAAUGUGUCAAUCGGACGCCGCCAUGUGGGCGGUAGAACUG